This is a messenger RNA of Erpetoichthys calabaricus (reedfish), 678 nucleotides long. RefSeq lists its product as uncharacterized. The record is from RefSeq and is a predicted model, not a curated record. Bases 1 to 678 code for a protein of 225 amino acids. The transcript has 5 exons. NCBI's taxonomy places the organism in Eukaryota, Metazoa, Chordata, Cladistia, Polypteriformes, Polypteridae.
AUGCGGCAGACAAUGUUUUGUUCCUACUGUGGCAGUCAGCUGGGCACGGGCGUGGCGCCAGCAUUUUGUUCCACCUGUGGGCGAUCACUUGCCUUUCUGCCGUCAGGUGACCAAUCGUCCGCGGCGCUGGGAGGACCACCAACAGGACGUCAGCAUCCUGAAAAUUCUCCAACACUGACGGAGUUUUUUCGUUUCAAAGAAAUAAAAAACAAAGAAAGAUCCGUUAAUUUUACCACUAAAAGAAAGUCUCAGAAGGAUGCAGUAAGUUGUGUACAGAUUAAUGUAGGAAUUAUGAGGGAGUGUGGAGGAAUGUUAAAAAAAGAAAGAGGCAGGACAUUACCACUUCGAAUUUCUUCAAGAAGUUCCAAAAAUGAACUUUUGCAUGCCGCUGAGACAAAACUCUGCACAUUCAACAAUGAUUUACCACCAGGCCCAUAUGUGCUUUUGUAUGCUGAUGGGAGUCUUGUUAAUAAAAUACCAGGAUCUGCAAAUAAUUUUAUACUGCAAAACUACAAAAAUGAAAUUGGCAAACAAUUUAACAGAAUAACAUUCUUCAUCUGCCCAGAGGCUGAAUACAAUAAAUUAGAAAAUGACAGUAGUGAUCCUGAAGAAGUGACUAUUCAUCCAAAACAUAAAAUAGAAGAGGACUUUCUCAAUGAUACCAUGGUACACAAUUAA